This is a messenger RNA of Hibiscus syriacus, 895 nucleotides long. Its product is annotated as LIM domain-containing protein PLIM2b-like. Gene Ontology annotation, cellular component: plasma membrane; actin cytoskeleton. The record is from RefSeq and is a predicted model, not a curated record. NCBI's taxonomy places the organism in Eukaryota, Viridiplantae, Streptophyta, Magnoliopsida, Malvales, Malvaceae. The transcript has 4 exons. Gene Ontology annotation, molecular function: actin filament binding. Bases 153 to 782 code for a protein of 209 amino acids. Gene Ontology annotation, biological process: actin filament bundle assembly.
CGGGGGCCUUUUUAUUUGUUCUUCAUAUGGCAGAGGUGAAUCGACAAACGGGGCAAGCUGCUAUUUCUCUUGUCCCACAGUUCCUCGGAUCUGUACCUCAAUAAUAAGAACAUCCUCCCAGGAGUCCUCGAUACAAGAAAAAGAAAAAAAGAAUGGCCUUCACCGGAACUUUGGACAAGUGCAAGGCUUGUGACAAGACGGUCUACGUGGUGGAUCUGAUGACUCUUGAAGGAGACCCUUAUCACAAAACCUGCUUCAAAUGCAGCCAUUGCAAGGGAAACCUUCAGAUGAGCACUUAUUCCUGGAUGGAUGGAGUGCUGUACUGCAAGACUCAUUUUGAGCAACUGUUCAAGGAAUCUGGCAAUUUCAGCAAGAAUUUUCAAUCAGGGAAACCUGAGAGAGGUGAAUAUAAUAGGACUCCCAACAAACUGUCAUCCAUGUUUUCUGGAACACAAGACAAGUGCGCAGCUUGUGAGAAAACGGUGUACCCUUUGGAAAAGGUUACCAUGGAAGGUGAAUGUUACCACAAGACAUGUUUUAGGUGCGCCCAUGGAGGCUGUCCUCUGACACACUCUUCUUAUGCCGCCCUCAAUGGUAUCCUGUACUGCAAGCAUCAUUUCGCUCAGCUUUUCAUGGUGAAAGGAAACUACAACCAUGUGCUUCAAGCAGCUACACACGGGAGGAACAGCUCAUCCGCCUCCGACCUUACUGAAGCUCAAGCCAUACCAGACGAAACUGCUGCUUCCAAUGAAGACCAAUCCAAAGAGGAGUCUGAGGAUUAAACACGCCACCGGUUCUAUAUAAAUUCCCCCACCAUGGUUUUUAAAAGCUUCCGCAAUGAACUUUUUUGAUUGGGUGGCAGACCAUCUCAUCAAAGAUUUGAAAUGUUCUUUUU